This is a messenger RNA of Zymoseptoria tritici IPO323, 414 nucleotides long. RefSeq lists its product as uncharacterized. The record is from RefSeq and is a predicted model, not a curated record. The transcript has 3 exons. The coding region runs from base 1 to 414 and encodes 137 amino acids. Lineage: Eukaryota; Fungi; Ascomycota; Dothideomycetes; Mycosphaerellales; Mycosphaerellaceae.
AUGGCUCAACAAGCACGGAUCUACCAAGAUCAGGACCAGGUGGUCUCGCGCAGCGCCUUUGCUUCCUGCCGAUUGCUGCCUUCCUUGACCUACACCACUGCCCACCGCGGCGCACUCGAGCAUCACGCAAACCACAACAAGACCCCGGGAGGGCUACCGUUCACGACCCAUCAUAUCCCGCCACACCUCUACGUCUCGCAUCAGAGGUGUCGAGCUGACAGAAUGCCGAGCCAGGCUACUCUCCACCGAACGUGGAUGCUGGAAAGGAUUCCACUGGUAUCCACGGCACAUUACCCUCAUUUCCACAUCACUCCUACUCACGAAGACCCUCUGGCGAAGGAUGUGAUUUCCGGCGAAAUUCUCAACCACCAUCGAGUUCUGCGGGGGAGGUGGAUCCAGAAGCACAAGAGAUGA